AUUAGUUGGGCUAAGUCUGGAGCCAAGCCAGUUACGUAUCAGAGAGCGGCCCAGUGUACACACGUGUAUUGGAGGGGUCCAAUAGGAUACUAUGUGGCUAUAUCGGAAUUGUAUGGAUCAUAAUACGCAGAAUUUGGAUAUACCCUGUAUCUCAGUAGUGAAAAAUAUCAUGUUGAUGAGUAAAGCUAUAUAAAAGAUGUGAGAAUCAAGUUCCUGGCGUAAGAUGUCAAAUUUUCCAAAUUAUGAAGACUUUCGUGCUUUUUCUUAACCACUAAACACGAAACGGAAUUGGAAACAUUUCUUUACGUAACAAAAAUGGCGCAUGACCUAGACAACACCGGAAGUCGUCUUCUUAACGCAAUCCUAUCAGGAAAAGCGCGGCAAAUCAGUUCCCUCCUGGACCAAACCGUCGACGUCGAUGUGAGAGACGAUGAAGGAAGGACGCCCUUGAUGUACGCAGUCUGUUGUGACAUUGAUGACGUCAGAACGCACGUGGUGCGUUUGUUGUUGCGCAGUAACUGUUACAUCAACGCACAGGACAGUAGUGGAUGUACGGCACUGAUAUACGCAUGCAUGGAGGUAGACCGUGUGGAUGUCGUGAGACUGAUCGCCAGGAAUAAACUGUGUAACCCCAAUCUCCAAGACUCUGAGGGAUAUACAGCAGCAAUGCACGCGGUGGCUGCGUCAAAUUCCCAAGGUCUGAAAAUUUUGUUAAAUUCAUCUGCGACGAAAUCUGUAGUGGAUUUGAACAUAAAAAAUAAAAACGGAAUUACCGCCCUUGAACUUGCUGUGAAACUCCAGUUAUUUGACUGUUGUAAGGUGUUGACGACAGAUUGUGUUGGCGGCCGCAAUUCGAACAAUAUUCGGGACAAAAAAGGUCUGAACUUAAUUUUGGGACGUGAAGCUUCUGUGAUGUCACAGAAAGGUAAUUUGUUGCUUACCCCAAAGCUUCAGGUUCCCGGACUUUCACCACGUGACGGAUACGCUUCCCGAAAUGCAACACCCGUUCCCAAUCGGUCUCGACAGAAUUUGUCGUACGAAAAUAGCGGCAUAGACCAUUGGCAAGGUUUAAAGCAUGACAGAGUCCAUUCCUCCAACGAUAGUCCAUGGACAGACAGUCCUAGGCGGAUAAAGCGAACUUUGACCCCAAUAUCACACGAAGAAAAGCUUGCUGUCUCAUAUCAACCAGAAUCUCCAAUAUUUGGUAACAGAAUGAGAUUACCCAGCAUUCCAAGUGGAAAGAGGUUGUGUCUAGUUUCAAACCAAAACAGUUUCGACAUUGGAAGAAACAGGGAGAGUCUUUGACGUCAUUCGUGUCGGCGAUAAUAAGAUGUCCUUUCUCUUUUACGUCAACAUUCACUGGUUCAAUCGUUUUGAAAUAUGGUGUCUCUUGUAAUAAGGAACUUUAAUCCAUACUUACAAUAGUGACAACCAUUGGGUCGUUAUAAGAGUGCCGAAAGCAACGUUGUGCACCUUUAUGAGAAACACAAAAGAACGCCUCGAAUAUCCUCUCCAUCUUUGGUUGUGAUAGUGUGAAUGGGAUAAAUAAACUAAGUAAUACUUCUUCGUCAUUUUACUCACCAAUUCACUAAAUUAAAAAUAUCAGGUAGGAUGAUUUAAAACAAAACUGAAAUUAUUCACAAACAAAUGAUGCCAAACUCACGUAUAAAGACGAAAUGUUCCGAACGGUGGUAAAAAGAAAAGAAACCGAGAAACCCGAACAUACAUGUUAUGUUUUGUUGUAAUGAAUUAAAA
Mizuhopecten yessoensis (Yesso scallop) is the source of this 1755-nucleotide messenger RNA. RefSeq lists its product as uncharacterized. The transcript has 2 exons. The record is from RefSeq and is a predicted model, not a curated record. Bases 316 to 1305 code for a protein of 329 amino acids. Gene Ontology annotation, molecular function: protein binding. NCBI's taxonomy places the organism in Eukaryota, Metazoa, Mollusca, Bivalvia, Pectinida, Pectinidae.